Zingiber officinale is the source of this 1020-nucleotide messenger RNA. Its product is annotated as disease resistance protein RPS2-like. The coding region runs from base 1 to 1020 and encodes 339 amino acids. Lineage: Eukaryota; Viridiplantae; Streptophyta; Magnoliopsida; Zingiberales; Zingiberaceae. The record is from RefSeq and is a predicted model, not a curated record. Gene Ontology annotation, molecular function: protein binding. The transcript has 3 exons.
AUGAUAUUGUGGGUGCAACGUGAGUGCGGGAAGGAGAACAAAUUGUUGGUGCGGGUCGAAGAAGCACCGGCUGCUGAGAAAUGGCGAGAUGCAGAGAGAAUUGCACUUGUGUGGAACCAAAUAAGAGACCUUCCAGAAGCACCUCAAUGUCCUAACUUGGUUUUUCUGAAUCUUCACGUUAACAAAUUUCUCAGGAAGAUUCCAAAUGGGUUCUUCUUGCACAUGCCUCACCUCAAAAUCCUUGAUUUGCGAGAUACUUCUAUAAGGGAGCUCCCGGUAAGCAUUGGUAAUCUGGUGCAACUACACUUUCUCCAUCUAUCCAGAACUAGGAUUACUUCUUUACCUAAGGAGAUGGCCGCUCUUCGAGAAUUGCAAUGGCUUAACAUGGUGGACAGCUACAGUGGGUGGAAGGAAGGACACACUUUGGAAGAAGGUGUGACUUUUGAAGAGCUGGAAAGCUUGAAGAGAUUAAAAGUCAUUGGGAUCACAGUCAGCAAGCUUGCUGCUCUUCAAAACCUCUGCGACUCUCCAAGACUGCUUCACGCAAUGAGUGAGCUAGAAGAGUUGGUAAUUGGCAAUCAUCAGCCUAUUCUUCUACCUCUACUAGAGCUUCGACUUUCGAGUCUCCCAAAAGCAAAGCUCGUUUGGAGGCCUACGUUCCCUAAUACUCUUCUUGCACUAAAAAUUGAGGGUUGUGGGGCAAUAGAUAGAUUGAUCAAAUUGGAGGGAGAGGCAAAUGGUAGUGGGGAGACAGUUAUAACAAUCUUUCCUGAUCUCCACACAAUGGUGCUACGGCGGCUUCCAAAAUUGAAGAGUUUGAGUGAUGGGGAACGAAUAUUAAAUUUCCCAUCGUUGAAGACUAUCAAGGUGGAAGAUUGCCCCAAACUGACGAAGCUGAAGUUGGUUGCUGAUGGGCUGAAAGAGGUCGAGUGUGAGAGAUCAUGGUGGGAGCAGCUCAAUUGGGGCGACGAACGAACCAAGUCCUUCCAACACCUCUACAAACCCAUGUAUAUAGAUUGA